Amyelois transitella is the source of this 681-nucleotide messenger RNA. RefSeq lists its product as uncharacterized. NCBI's taxonomy places the organism in Eukaryota, Metazoa, Arthropoda, Insecta, Lepidoptera, Pyralidae. Bases 1 to 681 code for a protein of 226 amino acids. The transcript has 4 exons. The record is from RefSeq and is a predicted model, not a curated record.
AUGAAAAAGGUAGAACUUAACAAGUCCGAGUAUCUUUCAAAGGACAUACUCGAUGAAGACUUUUUGGUGGUGUUCCGACCGUUUCGACUAUUUCAAUUUGUGCUUGGUUCCUGCCGUGUUGACGCUCGCCACAGAUUCGUGACUACGCCUACGCGAUACCAAAAAUUUUACACUGCUGCCAUCAUACUAAUUAUAUUUAUAUCAUAUUCGGGAAUCGCUUGUUAUGCAUACGACAGAUAUCGAAAUUUCGACUACUUCUUCAAAUUGUCUUUAAUGAGUGAAAUCAUAUUUUUAUUCACCAGUAAAGUUGUAAUUUUCGUGGUCACAACUUUUGAGUAUGUUCUUAUCACAGUACAAAACAAUGGUCCAGAUCGCUUAGGCUUAGGAAUUUUGGCGACACUUACAUUAACAGAUAUUAUUGGCUUGCUCUUACUCUGCCUACGCUGUGAGCUUUUUGAGAGAGGUAUCAGAGAAGUCAAACUGGUGUCCAUUAAAGUCAUGUCUGUCUACCAUACUGGCCCCCUAAGGGACAAAGCUAAGAAGAUAUAUAGAGCAGUAGAAGACACAUUCCCCCGGUUCUCUGUUUACGACAUGUGGGAGCUGGACGCGAGACUUUUCAUCAGAGUGUGCAACGUGGUCACCGGGUUCUUUGUCACUUUACUUCAAUUUACAUAUCUGUAA